Somion occarium is the source of this 1407-nucleotide messenger RNA. Lineage: Eukaryota; Fungi; Basidiomycota; Agaricomycetes; Polyporales; Cerrenaceae. The record is from the annotation of a GenBank genome assembly.
AAUCAACACGGUUGUCAUACUCACCCGCUGUCCUAACUUCGAUACACCGGGAGUGGCACUAGGCUCCCGCAGGCAGCCGUUAAUACGAGUCUAUUGGAGAGGAGGAGGGACGACUGAGUGGCACUGGGUCAUCCCGCUCGGCGGCGCUACGUACUUAUUAUACGACCCUCAAGCUCAACACGGAGGUGGUAUACCGCUAUACAGCUUGUGUAACGUUAGAACGUGAGAAAUUUGGCCUCUGCUAGUUGUCCAAGCAUUGGAUACCUGCUAUCCCCAUAAGCUGUUCUGCGCAAUAUCUUCCGCUAUCAACGCUAUUGCUUGGUCACUCAAAACGAACGCUAGGGAUUCGGCGGAGGAGUUGUAAUCUACGAAUGACUUUAGCGGAUGACUACGAUUGUUUACCUUCGACAAUAUUGACCUAGGGGCAUACUUCCGGACCUUUCUUUAUGACCAAGACAAGGAUGCAUGGAUUCUUGAUGUACCAGUGAACCCUUCCCAGAUCUCGCCAACGUGGACUCUGCAGACUUAAAAGUCAGUAAAGAACGUUGGUGGUCAGCUGAUAGGCAAUGUCAAGACCCUUGUUGUCAGCAGCAGCAUUGCUCUACGUAACUUGCGGGAAGUAUCAACGCCAUUGUUUGAGACACUAUAACGUAUAUAAAGGAUGCACUUUAACGUUGCUGUAGCGUCAGAACAAGUUCUCUCUUACGCCUUCCUCUUAUAACACAACAGACCUUACUGUCAUUCACAAUGCAGUUCACCAUUGCUUUCGCCGCACUUGCCAUGCUCGUCAAGGCUGCUGCUGCCGUCCCUGCUCCUCAAGUCUUGACGAGCAUUGGAUCCGCCUACCCCUCUGUCGUCUUUUCUUCCAGCGCGGGCGAAGCUGUAUCCUCCGCCGUGUCAUUCCCUAGCGCCGUCACCAUCGACGCAGGCAAUGGUGCGUCCGUCAAGGGAUGGACGAAGAGACAGGAACCUGGCGGUAGUUGUGAGGCUCAGGCCAUAGACCUCACGCAUUGUCUCGAAAUAGCUACGCCUAGUUUAUGCAGCUUUUUCCUCGAACAGCUCAGAGCGUGCCAAGCCGCCUCUGGUGGUAACAGGUCUUUGGGAGCUUAGACGAAUGCAGUUUGUUCACUGUCAUGUGAGCGCGGGCUCGUAGUCGAGUGUAUGGUCGGUUUGGUGUAGGAGUAGGAUCGUUGGUUUGAGUCGUUGAAGUCGCCAUAGCCUUGAACACCGGAUUCUGUACUGACGAGCAUAUGGACUGCACCUUUAUCUACCCAUGAUCAUUCGCUAUGCAUACAUCGGUACCAGGAAAUCUAACUUUCUCUCGCUAUAACCCUGCGCUUACUAUCUGGCUAUUUACUGAAUGUGCUGGUAUCGUUUCCUGGUAAGUAUUAAAGCCCAUGUAUGUUC